GAUCGUUUCCAUAGUUCCAAACAACAUCCUGCUGAUGUGAAACCUCUCCCUGCCAGCCUACACUGAUUCCUACACCCAGCCGGAUCUGAGGUGCUGACGUGUCGGCUCCUCCAGCCCAGUCCCCCAGCUCCAGCAGCUGAAACCGACACCGUCCACAGAAACUGCCAGCAUGGCAGCAAAACACUUUUACCGACAAGGAUUUUUACUACUUUUAUUCAAUUUCAUUUCCACCGCUGCGUUAGAGAAAAGGUUCUCCGACCUUAAGAGAUGCGCAGACGAGGAAUGCAGCAUGUUACUGUGUCGGGGGAAAGCAGUAACAGAUUUCACUGGACCAGAUUGUCGGUUCCUGUCAUUUAAAAAAUCAGAAACUAUAUAUGUUUACUACAAAUUGGCAGGUAGAAGAACUGACAUGUGGGCUGGAAGUGUUGGAAGUAGCUUUGGAUAUUUUCCAAACUAUCUGAUUGCUGUUAAUCAUCAUUACACAGACAAAGAAAUUGAAGUUCCCUCAGAGGAAACAGAUUUUGUCUGUUUUGACACUGGUUUUGACAAGUUCGACAAUUAUAAUGUAGAUAUACUCUUAGGCUCGUUAGUGGGGGAGAAUGACGGUCAAAUCAGUGGGACACCUGAAGUAACUCAAGUGGUGGACGAUAUUAACAAAGAAACACAAUCACUGGAAGAAGAGACUGAGACUAAAAAGCAAAGUGAGCAUCAGGAAUCCUCACAGGAGGAGAAUAAAGUCUCAGUCGAUCAGGAUGCUUUGUCACCUGAGCCUGAAGAGGUAAACCAGUUGCCUUCUGUAGAAGAAGCUUCAGCUACAUCUGAAUAUACUGAAAAAGAUGAAGAACACUCAGCAGAGAUGGUUCAUGAAAAAGUUCUCUCAGAGACAAGUGACACCAAAGAAACAUCCACCCAUCCAGAGGUGGAGUCUGUGCCUGAAAAUAAUUUUCCACCAGUUUCUGAGGGGAAAAAAAUCCCUAAGUUAAAAACUACUUUUGGAACAACUUUUGAUGCAGUGAUUUCUGAUGAAAAGAUUACUACAAAAGUUACAACCUAUGAGGAUGAAGAGGAGAGCACGGGUGAGGAAAGUCAGCCUGCAGACAGUGUUGGUGUAGUAGAAGAAACUCCGUUACUGUCGUUCUCUGAAGAAACAGCUAACACUCCUGAGAUUGAGAUAGAGUCUGUUACCAAGGAACAGAUUCCUCCAGAAAUCGAGUCAGUUUCAGUCUCUGAAGGAGCACAAAUCCCUGAGUUAAAAACCACAUUCGGAUCGACCUUUGAUGCUGUCAUUAGUGAUGAAGAUAUCACAACAAAAGUCACUCCUUAUGAGGAUGAGGUGGAGGACAUCAGUGAGAAAAGUCCACCUGCAGACGAUGAUGAUGUUCCAAGGGAUACUCCACUACUGUCCUUCUUGGAGGAGACGACACAGAUCCCAGAAUUUGAAGUAGAGUCUGGUACCGAUGAUGAUUUUCCAACAGUAGUUGAGACAGUCUCAGUCUCCGAGGGAACACAAGUCCCUGAGUUAAAAACCACAUUCGGAUCAACCUUUGACGCGGUCACCACUAAUGAAGAUAUCACAACAAAAGUCACCACAUAUGAGGAUGAGGAGGUGAGCACGAGUGAGGAAAGUCCACCUGCAGACGAUGAUGAUGUUCCAAGGGAUACUCCACUACUGUCCUUCUCGGAAGAGACGACACAGAUCCCAGAAUUGGAAGUAGAGUCUGGUACCGAUGAUGAUUUUCCAACAGAAAUCGUGACAGAUUCAGUCUCUGAAGGAACACAAAUCCCCAAAUUAAAGACCACAUUCGGAACGACCUUUGACGCAGUCACCACUAAUGAAGAUUUCACAACAAAAGUCACUCCAUAUGAGGAAGAGGAGGAAGACAAAGAUUUGAUAAAAGACCGUGAAGACCAUGUUGAUGUUAUAAGAGACACUCCUCUACUGUCCUUCUCUGAAGACACAGUGGACAGUUCAGUGCCUGAUUCACUCACACAGCAAGAAGCUCCUCCUGUGGAACAGGAAGAGAAAGAACCAGCUGCACAGGUGAAGAGCAUGUGGACAACAUUGGGUGAUGCUGUUUUUUCAGUGGUCACCGGAGGAGAGACCACACCAGAUACUAGUUCAGAGGAAGAUGAGGACGACGACGAAGAAGAAGAAGCAGCAGCAGCUCAGGAAAUCCCUGAAGUGGUGGAGGAAGUAAGAAAAGAUGUAGAGGAAGAAGAGCCUGAAAUCAUUGAGCACAUUCACUCCUCUGGUUCUGUCUCAGUACAACAAGAUGAGUUAGAAACAGAACCAGAUAUUGGAACAACAGAUGAACCGUUCCAGCACAAGUUAGAGAAAGAGGAGUUGUCUAAUGAUUUAGACCAUGUUGUUGAAGACAUCCAGACCGAUCAUACCUUAGACAGUAGUGAAGCUGAAGCACAGCAGGACAUGGGUACUAAAGAUGAAGACAGUCAACCAGGCUUACCUGAUGUAGAACCAGAGUUUCGUGAGGAUCCACCUACAGAAGAGGAGGAACAUGAGAAAGAGCCAGAACUACAGGAAGAGAAUGUGGAGGAGAAAGAGGAACUACUUGAAGAUGAAAAUGCAAUUUUUUCAGACGACACAGAGCAUCACAUUCCAUCGAAUGAAAAUGAAACUGUGACCCCUGAAUUAGCCUCAGAGCCAGAAUACAGUGAUAGUGUAAAGAGGCUCACGCUGCUGCGAAGUCACUUCACAGAGGAGGCAAUGAAGAGAGUCCAAAAGCAUCUGGGUCUGAAAAACCUCUACAAAGUGGAGGCCAUGUACGUCGACCUGGAGAUGGAGCUGCAGCUGACUCGUCACUCACACAAAAGCACAAUGCAUGAGAUCGAAAGUUCUCUGGAGGCCAUCCUGGAAGCCUCUGAAAAUAGUAUCUUGGACCAGGUUGAAAACAUGUUGGACAAUAAUAACAAACAACGGGGUCAUGACCUGCAGCUGGACAUGAGCAGUUUGGACGAGGAGACACAAAUUCUGGACGACUUCCAGGAGCUUGCAUUCAGUCUUCGGCAGAAGUAUUCAACAGCCAGUGACAGCACACCUUUGGCCACAGAAAAUGUUAACGAUCAAGGUCAACCUGAGCUAAUCACUAAAGAAGAUUUGCACUACUCUGAUGAAGAAGACAAGCUUGUUGUAGUGCCUGAGUCUGAGGGUGAAGAUAACCUGACAGUAGCCCAUCAUGAGGAGAAUCCAACGGAGGAGCAGAGAGUGCACUCUGUACCUGAUGUUAGUGUAGAGGAGGACGGUGGACGUUUUAAUAAAAACAAGGAAAAUCAACUGUCAGACGACAUACAGAAGGUCCCACAGCCGGCUCUGGACAAUCCUUUGGAAAUGGGUCUUGGUGUGGAGGUGGAGCACUCGCACUCAGGGCCUUUGGACUCAGUGGAACCAGUGUCUGAAAUUAAUGAAGUCGAAGAAGGAUUAAUCCCAGCUGGACUUGUUGACUUAGGCAGCCUCCUUUCCUCCAGUAAAAUUGAAGAGUGGACCGUAGUGAUGAUUUCACUUCUUCCAGAGGAAUGGAAACCAGGAGAAACCUUGUACGGCUGUCCGUGGCAGGCUGUGGUCGUCACUGCGUUAAUCGGAGUCAUGACCUUCGCCUUAUUCUUAUGGAAGACUGUGUUGGCUGUGAAGAAGAAAGAAUACCUUGUGGAUGAAAAAAAGCUCACUGAGCAAAUCCAAGCCCUCAAACAGGAGAAGAAUAAAGCCCUCGCAAAGAUUUCUGAACUCCAGAAGCAGACGGAGAAACUGAAGGAAAACCAAAAGCAGUCAAAGGAUACAGUGAGCACUACAGUAAAAAAGAUCCAAAAUCUGGAGAAUAAAGUUUCAGACACUCAGUCGCUCAACGAGCGGAUCACUAACGAAAAGAACACAAUAGCAAAGCUCCUGGAGGAGGAGCGGGCGAGCUCCAUGCAAUAUGAAGCCAGGAUAGAGAAACUGGAGAAGGCACAUGACAAACUUCAGCUCAGCAAGAAGAAAAUUCAGGAUGUGCUCGCCAAGACAACUGCUCUCCUGGAUGAAGCCAAGCUCCGAGAAGAUGCUCGAAAUGUUCAGCACAAAUGCCUUGAGAAAGAAUAUACAGCACUGAAAGAACAGAACAGGACGCACAAAAGCACAAUAAAGGGCUGGGAGGACAAACACAAAGAAUUGAGUGAGCAGAUUAAAACGUACCAAAAGUCUGAGAAAGAGCUGCAGGAUUCUCUGGAGGUCAAAGAUCACACCAUCGAGGUGCUGUCUGAACUUCUGGCAGACUUGGACACUUGUGAUCUACCUAAAGGAGAAAAACUUGUAGCGAAUGGAGAAAUUCUACCAGAUAAAAAGGCAGCAAUAAAGAACAGGAUUAAAGAGAUGAUGGACGUUUCCAGGGUCCAAACCACACUCACCGUUGUUGAAGAGCAGCGUGAUCGCUUCAUGAGCAAGCUGUUAAGUGAAGAAAAGGCCAGAAAGGUUUUGGAAGAACAACACCAGGAGCUGGAACACGCCAUUGGAACUAUAAAAAGCGAGAAGAGCUACAUUGAAAACCAGUUGAAGGUCCUGCAGCAGAAGAAUGAAAUCAUGGUGGAAAUGUACCAACAGAAGGAGAACGCACUGCAGCAGAAAUUAACAAAGGAGGAGCUGGAGCGCCGCAGCAAAGAGACUCUGCUGUCAGAGGUGGGAGGAAAAGCUGUGGAGGCAGAGGAGCAGGUUAAACUUCUACGACAGCGCAUCAGUGAAAUGGAGGAGCAGAUGAAGAAGACGGAGGAGGUCUACAAGGAGCAGAUAAAAGAACAGGAAAACAAAACUCAUUCAAACUGGGUGAACGCUCGUAACGCAGAGAGAGCUCUGAACCAAGAAAAGGUUGAGUCGUCUAAGCUGCGUGACAAGUUGGCUUUGAUGAACUCACAGCUGAAUGAGCGUCGGGCUUCUCUGUUCAGGCCAAACUCUGGACAGCCUGCAGGUCCUCGUCAAGGUGAUUCAUACGCGCCCUCUCCUGUCAGCGGGGGGCAACCUUCCCCACCACCAAUGAUCGAGGGCCCCAGACGCCCUCCCUCCGCCCCUGUUGGGCGAAGAAUUGACCCGUUUGGCCCUCGACCACCAUCGGACCCACACGGUCGCUUCGCUGACAACAAACACAUUUCUGGGAUUGACAUGAUGGGUCCACGCAGCUCAUCACCUGCCAACAUGGACGUUUCUACACAGGAAGUAGAUCCGCAGGUAAAGGCGGAGGCUCAGGCUGAGGUCUCCACUGAGAGUCCAGAGCCAGUGACUACAGAGGGACCAGGUUCAUUUUUGGCGUCUCCAAUCAGAGACUCACCUGGCCCCAUGGUCAAGGGACCUCCACCUGGACCUGGACCCCACGAUCCACCACUCCCUCCUGGACCACAUGGCCGUCUACCGCCACCAAGACCUUAUGGACCUCCGCGACCCGGCCCCUACCACCACCCACCUGGCCCUCUCCCACCGAACCUACCUCAUCCUGUUCACGGAGCUCCACCGCCACCUGGUGGUCAUCCAGGCCUGCCUCUACGUGGGCCAAUGGGAGGCGAGUUUGGGCCUCGACCUAUUAAUGGACAUGUGUACCCCCCCAGACCACCACUUAUGCGUCCUCCUCUGCCACACCCCUACAGACCCAUGUCUCCACCACAGAGUCACCGCGGGCCCAUCGGACCACGACCUCCCAUGCAUCCUGACAUGCGCUUCCCAGGAUCACGUGACCACAGCAGACUCCCAUUGGACCUCCCCCAUCCUCACCAUCCUGAUGACAUUUACAGACAUGCCCUUCCACCCAGCAUCCACCAGAACUCUGUGGCUCCUCACAGCCUCCCGGGUCAGGACCCAACUGUGCAGCAGGCGGCUCCUCAGGACUCAGCAGGACCAGCAGUGGUCAAGCCUUAAAAAGACAGCCAGCAGCCACAGCAGCCACAGCAGCCACAGGCAGAUCGGGUCUUCCUGAAGGAAACCAGGUCCAGUCCAAACCAAGGUCAUGAUUAUUUACUUAUUUCAUUUAUGGAAUAAAAAACACUCAAAAAAAUAAUGAAAAAAAUUGUUUAGCAAAAACAUGGUCCUGAAAUAAGAACGUUAUGAAUGACAUCAUAAAAAUGGACAAUUACCACUUUUUUUAUUGUGCAAUAACAGUUUAUCACAUACCAGAACGUUUUCAAUUGUUGAUAAUUUAAAUAAAUCUUCAUAUCAGUGUUUUUUUAAUGCGGCAAUUUAGUUUUUAGUGUCAUUUCCUGUGGAAAUCAUUUUUUUGAAUGAAAAAAAAAAGCAGAUCCAGCUUCUACCAUUUCAGGAAUAUCAUAUCAUAAUAUCAUGUUUUCUCCCAAAUCUGAUGCUUCAGAACAAACAAAAAAAUCAAAUAAAAUGGCCAGAUGUAUAACUUAUUUUACAAUGUUGCUAGAACUUUUAUUAAUAAAGACAAAAAACAUGUA
Messenger RNA from Cynoglossus semilaevis (tongue sole), 6423 nucleotides. RefSeq names its product MIA SH3 domain ER export factor 3 (gene mia3). Lineage: Eukaryota; Metazoa; Chordata; Actinopteri; Pleuronectiformes; Cynoglossidae. Gene Ontology annotation, biological process: endoplasmic reticulum to Golgi vesicle-mediated transport; protein secretion; vesicle cargo loading. The coding region runs from base 170 to 5887 and encodes 1905 amino acids. Gene Ontology annotation, cellular component: endoplasmic reticulum exit site; endoplasmic reticulum membrane. The transcript has 29 exons. The record is from RefSeq and is a predicted model, not a curated record. Gene Ontology annotation, molecular function: protein binding.